CUGCUUUAUUGUCGCCCCGUCGCUGAUGUCUAUUUCUUUGUCAUUCAAUCUGUAAUUACACUAAACCGUUGGACGAUCUCUCGCGAAAUCCGCCAAGCUGUUUUCCCGACUUCUCAGCCUUGCUUCUUUCGGAACAAUGCCCCCGCCGGUUCCUGACAUUUCCGAUGACGAGUCGUCGAGUGGCGAGUCGAUUCCCUAUGACGAUGCUCGAUCAAAAAAGAAGGCGUCUAAGGAUGACGAUGAAGACGAGGACGAGGAUGAGGAAGAAGAGGAUGUAUACAUUGUUGAGAAGAUUGUGAAUCAUGAAUGGGCCAAAAAUGGCGACCUCCUUCUUCAAGUCAAGUGGCAGGGCUACGAUGACCCCGCUGACUUGACACUGGAGCCAGAAGAGAAUCUACUAGAAGGCGCGAAGGAAAUAGUCGAGGAAUACUUUCGAAUUUUGGGAGGUCGUCCUGAAAAGCCACAACCGCAAACGAAAAAGCGCAAGUCGAUAGGGAGACCUCCAAAGUCCGCGCCCGAGAAAACCCCCGAGCCCAAGAGACGCCGCAAGUCGCGGGCUGAAACAGCAACAGAGUCACCCGAAAAAGAAAAAGAGAAGGCCGAUGAAGGUGAAAGCGACGACACAUCUACGUGGGUUCCUUCGUCUCGCAACUGGGAGAAGGAGGUCGAUACGGUGGGAACAAUCAUACGACAACCUGGAACGUCGAAUCUGCUUGCGUUUAUUAGCUGGAAGAAUGGUAAAAAGUCAAAGGUCAACAUAGAGAUGUGCUACGACAAGUGCCCGAAGAAGAUGCUCCAAUUCUAUGAAUCACAUCUGGUCUUUAAGGAGGGCUAAACCUCUAUUCGUUAAAGUUCGGGUUCUUUAUUAAUCAUCGUCUAAUUUACGACAGGCGCAAUUGCAGAUUAGUGUUGAAGGAGCAAGCAUAUAGGGCGUUUUUGAAGUUUCACAUACUGGUUCCAGAUAACCUAAGUGUAAGACAAUGGCCUGGGCUAGUCUCGACAUGGACUUUUCUUAGAGUCCUCCUGUUUGAAGGGAACCAACACCGGAAUAUAACGGGAAUGCGCCAGCUGCUCCAGGUCUUCGCGAACUCAUUCGCACCAUUUCUCUUUGGAUAUCAAUUGUUUCCCGGAUUUUUAUCUUUGUGUCUCUAUUUAGCGUCUUAAGAUCCAUGUACAUUAUCAUUAGUUCGCGGUUCUGGAACAUUGAAAUUGCGGCAGUCCUAUUCAAAGGGUAUCUAAAAGACCGGCCUCUCUGACCAUGCUGAGGUACUC
Messenger RNA from Aspergillus welwitschiae, 1272 nucleotides. Its product is annotated as chromo domain-containing protein. NCBI's taxonomy places the organism in Eukaryota, Fungi, Ascomycota, Eurotiomycetes, Eurotiales, Aspergillaceae. The transcript is spliced from 7 exons. Gene Ontology annotation, molecular function: chromatin binding. The record is from RefSeq and is a predicted model, not a curated record. Gene Ontology annotation, biological process: negative regulation of transcription by RNA polymerase II; chromatin organization. Bases 137 to 835 code for a protein of 232 amino acids. Gene Ontology annotation, cellular component: pericentric heterochromatin; nucleus.